CUUGUGAAACUACAAGGGGAUAGUGUAGCCGUACCACGUGGUGAAGAGACAUGGAAUCAAAACACUACCCAGUUCAGGUAGCAUUCGCUGGGCUGGGGAGUCGUAGUAGUAUUCCGACGGGUAGUACGUCACCAUUCGAUUUAUGAGAUAUGCGAUACAUGGGUGCCUGGACUAUCUUUUUUUCUUCUUCUUUCUCUCUUUUUGUUUUGCGUCGUUUCGGUCUGGAACAACAGCCAGCCAGCCUCGUUUUAGCCCCCAGUCAUAUGAUGCGUCGAAUCAAAACGACAAGCCGGGGAGGGAAACAAAGACGUCAUUUCUGCAGCGUAGACGGACAAGGGGAGAAGGAGAAAAAAAAAACAAAUAGACUGGAACAGGGGGGGCAGAGAGAAUCACCAGCGGCGCGUGAACCCUGAAUGGGGCCUAGAUCUCCAGCUCGAUGCGGCUUAGCAAAUAGUCUCUGUUCUGGGUCCUCUUUGCUUCCCUCCAUCUCAU
Molecule: messenger RNA, 492 nt
Organism: Trichoderma asperellum CBS 433.97
Lineage: Eukaryota; Fungi; Ascomycota; Sordariomycetes; Hypocreales; Hypocreaceae
Source: RefSeq, a predicted model, not a curated record